AUGACGACGACGACGACGACGCGCCCGAGCGACGACGUCACCGCGCGCACGCUGCUCGAGGCGAACGGCAAGCGAUUCGACGUCGCGAUGCCGCGCGGCGUGGCGCUGCAGGCGCUGUUGCUCGCGCGAAGCGACGACUUGAAGUGCGUGGACAUCAUGUGUCAGUGGGUGGGGGACGCGUGCGCGUGCAGGCUCGCGCGCGCGCUCGACAGGCGAGGGGAGGCGCUCAGGGUGCUGGAUGUUUCUGGGAACAGGCUGCGCGCGCUGCCGAGCGCGGUGUGGGCGAUGCGGGCGCUGGAGGUGUUGGACGCGAGCGACAACGCGUUGACGCCGGCGGACGUCCCGUUCGACGAUUUGAUGGACGAGACCAAGGAUGUGGCGCCGAAUCUCAAGGUUUUGAAUUUAAGGGGGAACGUGGCGGUGAUAGAUGGGUUAGAGGGGCGAUUGAGAGAGGUCGUGGACGCCAUGGCGCGUCGCGGCGUGAAGCUCGUGUUGUAG
This is a messenger RNA of Ostreococcus lucimarinus CCE9901, 498 nucleotides long. RefSeq lists its product with no specific name. The record is from RefSeq and is a predicted model, not a curated record. The coding region runs from base 1 to 498 and encodes 165 amino acids. NCBI's taxonomy places the organism in Eukaryota, Viridiplantae, Chlorophyta, Mamiellophyceae, Mamiellales, Bathycoccaceae. Gene Ontology annotation, molecular function: protein binding. The transcript has a single exon.